CGUACUGUGCACUAUCGAAUUUAAACCAGCCUCCGAUUUUGGAUGUACUAUCUUUAAUGUAAAUGAUACAUUCCGAUAAGCUAAUAAACACGGGCUUUGUGACAUUGUGCAGUAAUUCGGUGGGGUUUAAAACUAUGAAUUGUUCCUUAGUGCACACUUGAAGUUGUUUGCUUUUGAAUUAUUUAUUUGUGUACUGGUUUUAGAAAUUGAAGUCGUGGAGUUGAUAUGUUAAUAUGUGCAGGUAGAUUUGUAAUCACCUGUUUAAAGUUCACAGGCAGGCGGUUGGUGUACGGUGGAACGUUUAUGUAACAUUGGAUUAUAUCUUUUCGAUAAUUUAGCUUUAGCAAAUUUUACCUUAAUCAACAAACAGUUAUCGGUUUAAACAAACAGAUGUACGUGUUUACGCGUUUCAUCGCUAGUUGAAAUGAAAAUAAAACAGGAGUUCAACAAACAAGGUUAUUUUUUUAAAAAAACAUUUGAAAUAAGUAUUGGAUGUGUUUUCUGUCAUGGACCGGUACUGACCACUCAGAAAAGGCCUAAGGAUCGUGAUGUGCGCUUUGAGUUAAUAAUUAAAAAAAAAAUAUGAAAUGGAGUAUACAGACGGAAUUUGCAGGGACAGGCUUUUUGAGUUACCAGUGAAUAUAUUUAAUGUGUUCUCAUGUUCCAUGUGUUAUAAAUAUCUUUUUCAUUCGGGAAAUAAAUUAACGCCUAAAACUGAAAAACCGUGGAUGCUUGUUCCCACGGAAAGUGAACUGACACAUUACCCUGAAAACUUUUCCGUCUUAGCUGACGUUAACGACCCCAAUUAUCAUGACAGUAUAUGUAACUCACUUAACCAUGACGACUGCACGCGCUGGACUGACUGCUGCCAGGCAGCAAUAAGAUGUUGUCAAAAACAGUUAAACACCCCUCUGAGUAACGUCACUUCCGUUGUGUUCUGUCCACGCACGUGGGACGGGUACAGCUGUUUUGACGACGUCCUGCCCUCUACUCGAGUACAGCUUUCAUGUCCCAGCUACAUAGAGCAUGGAUCCACAUCCGCAUACGCAUACAAAGACUGUACAGAAAAUGGUACAUGGUGGUUGAACCCGGUUACAGGCUCGGAAUGGACGAAUUACACAACAUGUGUACCGAAACAGGAUUACCAAACGGUGGUUUAUGUGGCGCUGGCGUGUAACAUCCUCAGUCUCCUCCUCCUUAUACCAGCCUGCGCCAUCCUACUUGGCAUCAGGCCGCUGAGGGUGCAGAAAAGAAUCAAGCUUCAUCUCUGUUUGUUCCUGUCCUUUAUAUUCGCUUCCAUAGUCACUGUCACGUGGGAUGUCGCUGUCUACCUGGAUCGAUUGCAGAACGAACGGACAGACACUGUUAUGCACCGAAAUUCUGCGAGCUGUAAGCUACUGUACAUACUGACACGGUACGUUAGCACGGCAAACUUCUUUUGGAUGUUUUGUGAGGGUUUGUACCUCCAUCGACUUAUCGUCCACGCCUUCUCGCCUCCUAAAACACUCAUACCAUACUUUAUAUUUGGCUGGGUUGGUGCCUGGAUUCCAUCUCUGAUCUAUUCUGUAAUCAGAGCUACAAAACAGGAAUAUAAUUCAAGUUGCUGGGUACACAACAUAGGCCCAUUUGAAUGGUUACUCUACACACCCAAUCUGCUUUGUAUCGGGGCAAAUGUCCUCUUCCUUGCAAAUAUAUUGAAAAUCUUAUGCUCUAAAUUGCAAAUACACCCAAAUGAACCGAAGAAUUACAGGAAAGCGUUAAAAGCGACGUUUGUAUUAGUGCCUUUGUUUGGUCUCCAACAGUUCCUUGUGAUAUACAGACCCCCGCCUGGGACCACGCUGUCGUUUACGUAUGAGAUACUGCAGAAGGUCAUUCAAAAUACACAGGGGGCGACAGUGGCGUUAAUUUUCUGCUUUUUCAACGGCGAGGUUUAUACAAACAUGAGGAAUUGUAUAGGAUCUCACAUAAACAUCGGCACGUCAUCUAAACAUCAUAAUCGUAAAAACAGCAUGUCUUCUGCAACACAAGUAACGUCAUACACAUCUUCUGCAAGACGAAGCACGAAAUGCAAGGACAAUUCUGAUAAAAGUUAUAUGCCACUCAGUACUAGUAGUACCACGCAGGAGCCUACAACACCGACAAAUGGUCACGUGACAUUUUCUGUAUGACCUCAGAACUGUUAAAGCCGAGUGACAGUUAUAUACUGACAAAUGUUCUGAAUAUCCGUUCAGCGAAACUUAUGUUUGAUUGUGCAUUGUACAGUAAAGCCUACUAUUUAAUUUACAAAGUGAAAUUCAUAUGUCCAGAGUUAUUUUCUAAUCAAUAUGCCCAGAGUUAUUAUCUAAUCAUUGUGCACGUCUUGCAUGUGAUCCUUCUAAUCAAAAGCAGUAAGGCCAUUUGAAUUUGGUAAGCUGACAGAUGAAAGUAAAAUAUGUUCUUUUUUUCUUGUUAAGAAUAUAUUUUAUUCUGUCAUAUCUCCGUUUGUCAUGAUUGUUUAAUAAAUGCAACAAUGCAAAUAGUUACCAUUUAUUUAAAUAUUAUUGCAAAUGAAAUUAUUUGACAUGGACAAUCCAAUACAAAUGUAAGUUGAUAAAGACAAAAAUGAGUUGAGUGUCAUACAACAAACUUGACAUAUGAAAAAACAAAUUGAACAUACGCAGCAAUAUUGAAAUAGUUGUUUGAAAGUUAUCACGGAAAACUGCC
This is a messenger RNA of Mya arenaria, 2703 nucleotides long. RefSeq names its product calcitonin gene-related peptide type 1 receptor-like. The coding region runs from base 588 to 2168 and encodes 526 amino acids. Gene Ontology annotation, biological process: cell surface receptor signaling pathway; adenylate cyclase-modulating G protein-coupled receptor signaling pathway. Gene Ontology annotation, molecular function: G protein-coupled peptide receptor activity. The record is from RefSeq and is a predicted model, not a curated record. The transcript has 10 exons. Gene Ontology annotation, cellular component: plasma membrane. Lineage: Eukaryota; Metazoa; Mollusca; Bivalvia; Myida; Myidae.